GUCUUGACAGAGGAAGUUCCUCACCCAGAAGAAACGGACAAUGAUGAAAAGUAUUCAGUCAGAAGAAUGGAGAUCAAUUCUCUGAUGGUUCUGCUCUGUUUUCUGGCAGGGGUUUCAGACGUGGACGCGUAUGAUCUGAGACUAACAGGGAAGGAGGGGGAUAAUAUCACAAUUACAUGUUCUCACUCAAAUGCUGACAGCAACACAAAGUAUUUCUGCAGAGGAGCAUGUGACUACAAAGAUGUCCUCAUAACCAGCGAAGGUCCAAACACAGCCAAGUAUCACAUAACUGACAGAGGGAAUGAUUUUGAUGUGACCAUUUAUAACCUGGAGGAGAAAGACUCAGGAUUGUACUGGUGUGGAAUAGACAGAGUUGGCCGGGACACAUACGCUAGGUUUGACCUCACCGUUGUGAAAAAGCCAGUGGAGGAGAAUAAAGAAGCCAAGGAGGAGAAGACUAGCAGUGCAAACAUGAAGAAUGAAACACAAGAUGAUGACAGUGAAACUGUUGAGGUGAAGAACAAAGCUGAGGAGGAGAGGAACCUCACUGACUCGCCAGAUGAUACUGGAGAAACACCUCCAUCCUCCAAAUCUGUGAUGUACAUCGGAUUUGGUGUCAGGAUUUGCUUUGGCCUUCUGGUUUCUGUCCCGGUGCUGGUUUUUGUCCUACGAAGGCGCCGCUCUGGAGCCUCCUCUGAUGACGGAGCAGAGCGUGGCUUCCACUACUCUGCUUCAGAUCCAGACGCUGUUGUUUCCUCUGUGGUCCCUGUGAACGAAGGAUGACAGAACCCUGCAGACCAGACGCUCCACUCCAGCCUCACCACCACCCUGCACACGCCGACUCUGCCAAUAGACCAUUGUAAUACAACAGGAGGAUAAAACAGCUUUAUU
Molecule: messenger RNA, 891 nt
Organism: Synchiropus splendidus (mandarinfish)
Lineage: Eukaryota; Metazoa; Chordata; Actinopteri; Syngnathiformes; Callionymidae
Product: transmembrane domain-containing protein TMIGD3-like
Exons: 5
Coding region: 67-783 (238 amino acids)
Source: RefSeq, a predicted model, not a curated record